Messenger RNA from Neospora caninum, 933 nucleotides. RefSeq lists its product as hypothetical. The record is from RefSeq and is a predicted model, not a curated record. NCBI's taxonomy places the organism in Eukaryota, Apicomplexa, Conoidasida, Eucoccidiorida, Sarcocystidae. The coding region runs from base 1 to 933 and encodes 310 amino acids. The transcript has 10 exons.
AUGAGGAAUCUCAUGCUACUCACCGCUUGGUUGGCACUUCACGCCACCAUCUCGUUUUUCUUGUUGCAUCCUUCGAUGCUUACUGCUAUUAUUGGUUUCGUGUGUCUCCAUUAUGGUGAUAUGGUUGUGAGCGCGGCCUCCGAAAGAACCGCAUUACACCGUCCUCAGCUCAGCUCUAGGCAGGAACACGAUCAUACUGGAUUGACAGGUAUGACCGACCAGGAGCGGGCAUGCUUGACGCGAGCGCGAAUAAUUGCCAAGAUCCAGAUUCCGUUCCUGCAUGUAUCGCAUCCUGGGCAGGAGACGCAUGUUUCACCGGAGAUCACAGCGCAACUGCUAGAACUUUGGGACUUGGAGAAAGACAACGGCACUUCCUUCAAGGACUUUUUGAAACGUGCCAGAAACUUUCUACAGGCAAGCAGCUCGCAAGCCCUACCCUCCCACGCGUCGCUCCCAAGGCAGUCACACUCACGCGAAACGGAAAAGAUGGCACGCGUCACCCCGGAUGCUGAAUGGAUGGAUUGGUCAACGAAAGAACCGAGUAAAGCCUGGUCGCGUCAACCGCCCCCUUUUAUUUCUGAACGGCUUUAUCAUGAAAAAGUAACUCCCUGCUCGGCAGGACAUCGGCUCACAAUCGAAACCAGUGCAGGUAUGACUACUCAUGUAACGCCCUGGAGUGGAGGAAGCAGUGAGCACUUCCAUUUUGUCCGAAAAAAAAGAAGCAGCCGAAAGAGCCUUACUUCCUUCGCCGACCCUCCAGUGCUGCGGAGGGCAUUACCCACAUCUAUGACUAUGUCAAAAGCAACUUGGGCCACAAGGUGGGGUCUAACGACAUCCAUAACCUUUACAACCAGCACAACGAGGAUGAGGCGCUGUAUGCAGCCAACACCGAAGCAUAAACGGCCAGUCGCUGAAACAGAGAGGUUCGAGUGA